This is a messenger RNA of Amoebophrya sp. A25, 11789 nucleotides long. NCBI's taxonomy places the organism in Eukaryota, Dinophyceae, Syndiniales, Amoebophryaceae. The record is from the annotation of a GenBank genome assembly.
UGGGGUAGAGUUGAAGGCAAAUAGGGGGCCUAACGCCGUGCCCGCGAGGAGGGUGAAAGUGCAGGAGAUAGACAACAAGGAGAGACAGAUCUGCGAGAAGUUUAGGAAGAGAGUGACGGAACACCUCCGAAGGGGAGACCCGCUGGGCAUGAAGGGAGUGGAGGGGCUGCAGAGGGUCCGGGAAGUGCUUGGAGAUGGGGGGGAACCAAACUGGACCAGGGGCCGGGGGCUAGAAUCUGGGCGAAAAGGCUGGGGACGGGGAGUGCUGAGGGGAUGCCCCUCAGGUGCUUGCAGUCGACACAUUAGGAGGGGCUACGGAAUGCGGCGGCGAGGGUGCUGCAUGACACUAGGAGAGGAGAAAAGGAGGCACGGGGCUGGACAAAGUGCGAGCACGGUGGCAGGGAGGGCCGCGGGGGCUCGUAGGGCAUUGGGCCAAGACGGUGAAGAACAAGAAGGAAGGAGGCCCGGAGACGCGUGGGGAAAAGGCAGCGCGGAAGGAGCUAACGAAAUGGAAAGCAGCGAAGGGGGAAGAAGGGCGCAUGAAAGGAGAAGAGGAAGAAGGAGGGGGGGGCAGUGAUAUGCGCAGGACCUUCAGGGAGAUGCGCCGCGAGGGAACGGGCGCCACGGAAGAGGAGAUCUUGGCCGCCUUGAUGGAAGCAGCGGAGGAGGAUGCCUGGCCAUGGCAAGGGGCCGGGGCCUAUAUGCACGACCGAAGGGAGGCGGAGGGGGUCCGGGACCUCGCCAGGGGCUCCACCUCUUGCAUGGAGGUGCAGGAAGACGGAGAGAGAGGCGAGGCGCCUUGCCUCUGGCAAGCCAGGUGAAGAGCUGCAGGGGCAGCGCGUCAGACAUUAGAAGGCGCGGGAUGUGCCAGAGCAGUUACGGCAUGGGUGAGGCGCGUGCGAACUGGCUAAAAGGUGCGAAAGGGAUUAGGGAAGACGAGAAGAGCAAAGAGGGAACGCAAACGAAAAGAGACGAAAAGGAAGAAGAGGAAGAGGAGCGCAAGCCCGCGCAAAAGAGGAGAAAGAUGGGCAACGGCAAAGAAACAGGUGGAACAGGUGCGGGCGAACAAAGCAAGGAAGUGAAAGAGGGAAGAGAGCGAGGAGAAGAGCAAGGAGGGAGAAAAGAGGAAGAGGAGCGGACCCGCCACCGAAAGAGUGGAGGCAAGUGGAAAGAGAAAAAGAGGGAAGAGCAUGGAAGGAGAGGGGGGGGAAAAGUGGAGAAGGCGAGGGCCAGCCCCUGGAGAAGAAGGGGGCCGCGCUGGAAGUCGGACAAGCGGGGAGCGCAAGGGCCCACCGGGUGACGACAGUAAAGAAGAGACGCAGGGAGGAAAAAAAAACGGAAAGGGGCGGCAGCCGCUGGAAGCGGGCCAGAAACAAAAGGAAAAGGGCACAGGGCGAAAAAUGGGGGGAAGGGGACGGCUCGACCCGGAGCGAGAGGGCGGAGCCGUGGCAAGCAAAAAAGCAAGGGAACGAAGGGGGGGAGCGAGGCUGGGCAGGAGAAGGCCGGAGAAACCCGCAAGGGAGAGCGGGGGAAAGUAGAGGGGCAGGCCGCAAGUGCUCGGGAGGGUAAGCGCGGAGCUGAAGCGCAGCGGAGUGAGAAAGGAGGCCAAAGGGAAGAGACCCAAAGCCAAAAGAAGCCAAGGAGAUGAGGGCAAGCCCAGCCAAAGAAGGAAAAGGGGCCGGACGGGAUGAGGUUAAUGGAGCGGCGACGAAGGGGCCGCUUAAGGGGAGGCCCCCCGUCCGAUAGGGGAAGGCGAUAAGGCGGACGCCAGAGGCAGGCGCCGCACUCUCUUGGGGUCCCGUCCCCCGCAGGGUUGGCGGUUGGAGCUCCGCGCCCUCUUUGCGGGGUCGAGCGAGUAACUUUGGGAAUUUUAAUCGUUUGAAGGGGGGGCCCUCCCUCUUGUUAUGGAGGCCAGCGCAGUAUCUUAAAGAGGGCAGCCCUCUUAGGUAAAACGGUUGCAGGGAUGAGAUGGCACCCCGCCCCAUCCGGUCGGUUGGCUUGUGUCAUCGUCAGGAUGAUGGAGAAAAGGGGUAGACGGAAUCCCGCCCCACCCGAUCGGUGGGCACAUCGAGCCCAGCCAAGUCAGACAGCUGGCUGCUGAUGAGAACAGGUGGAAACAUCUGCAACAGGAGAAGAACCCAGGGGGAAGACACGCCGCGCGCAGCGUCGUGGCUGCGCCUUAUGAUGGGGAUGCCACUGCCAGGAGCGAGGUGGAGAGCUAUGGUCAGGGCCAGGUCUCGCGCCGGCUACUCGCUGCCAAAGAAGGGCGGCCGCAAUCGUAUAGCAGGGCGGGGGCGGCUACCACGCCCAAGCCGCUCCAAAAGAAGGGCCCAGCGAGCUUGUGGAAGUGCACAGGACUAGCCUUGUGGAAUUUAUAAGCCAAAACGCCCCAGCAAAGGCAGAGAAGUGGGGCCCCAUCUCGAAGGAGAUGGGGCCGACGAGGUGUCUGCCACCUCGUCGAGGCGGAGAGUGAAGAGGAGCAGCCCCCACCAACUACCACGCCACCACGUGAGGGGCUGCGGGCUCUGGCAGUCUCCAGCGUCGACCGCAUAGAAGACCAGACCCGGAGACCAUCCCUGCGCCCGUCUGGUCUUCGUGCUACGUACAUCGGGGGGCGGCGACUUGAAUACUAAGGACAGGAGGACGGCCGCGGCGCUCUCGCCCCAAUGGAAGCCGCCGACGGUUUCGCCAGGCAGGCAGCUCGUUUCUUGCUGCGCUUUGCCUUAUAGCAAACGCCCGCGAAUCCGUUGGCCUUGCUGUCGUGGUUGUUUUGUGUUCUCCUCUGUCCGCAAUUUAUUCGCGGGGCCCCGCGACCGGGCUGCGGGCUUGGGGGCUUCGCGCGGGUCGUUUUGAGUGGCGCGGCGUCUGCAAUUCUCGGGGCUCGCGGAUUGCGAGCCUGGGGACGCUGUUUGCGCGCGUCGUUUUCGGCCGGGUGGUGUCCGCAAUUCGUGGGGACAAUCGACUCAGCUGGGACUCGUCGCGCGGCCACGAAUUUUUGCGGACAACUGGGCCCCCCCGCGUGCCGUUUUGAAGAAUUGAAAGCGGCGGCGUCUGCAAUUGCUUGGCUCGUGGUGGCCCACGAGUUGAGGGCAGUCGGGACUCUCCGCGCGUCGUUUUGAAAGUGACUGCGUCCAGCCCACGCCGACGAGCUGCGGACCCACCCUUGGCGAAGGUGUUGGCGCGUUGGGGCUCGGUGUAGUCGUCGGUCGUCGACGUGCGUCUGUCGUCGAUGGAUCGCCGUCGGUCGUCGUCUGCUGUCGGUCUUGUCUCUGAUCGUCGUCGCCGAUCGUCGUCGGCCGCGGUCUGCCGUCGAUCGCGGUCUGCCGUCGCUCGCGGUCUGUCGUCGCCCGCGAUCUGUCGUCGCUUGUCGUCGAGGGCCUCGGGGUUUGGCCCUUAUUUAUUUCGGAGCCUCCCUCAGGAGGACACGCCUGGGCGGUUUUCGUUCCUAAGUUUCUGCUACAGUCAGUAAACUCCUCGAAUUUUGCAGGAGUUCCGUAUGGUGUGAGUUAGCGUUAGGUCGGCUGCUUGUGGUGGUGAUGGUUUUUUCUGUGUGGUGGGCUUGGUCGUGUGAUGGUGGGGGGCAACAUGCGGGCUCCCCGUGGCCUUGCGGUGAUAUCGGUCGGGUGUCUCCUCCUCAAAAGGCUUGGGUCGGCUUGGCGGCUGUCAGCUUGGCGCCGUGCUCGGGUUUGUUCGGGGGCUCUAAUUUUUUUGCUAAAAUUCGCGCUAGGCUGGGGCGCUAAGAAUCGCGCUACUUCUGCAUGCUAAUCCGGCGCCCCUAACUCGGCGGGAUUUCUUGCCGGGGUGUCUUACUUUUUUACUCUAAAAACUAAUCGCGCUAAUCUGUGACUCCAAUCCUUUUGGGGGGAUCUUGAAGCGGAAACCUCUCCCAAAUUCCUCUAAUUCCUUCCGCUAGUUUGGUCUUUUACUUAAUUUUGUACCCCAAAAGCCUGCGCGUUUUUACGCAUGUUGGGGGGCUGUGAAUUAAAACGCCAAACCAGCGCAACGAACUAGAGAAAUUUUAGAGGGGUUUCGAGGAACCCCAAAAACCCAAUUAGAUAGGGCAACAGCCUAGCAACUUUUUGAACGGGCUCCCCAGGGUGCUUUCCGCCGGUUUCUGCUCAAAUAAAUUAGCGAACAUUUUAGCGCCCGAAUUAGAGUGGUCCCGGGUGGGGGGGGGUAGGGUCGAGAAAGGGACCCCCUGGGCUUUACGGGAUUUCUAGUCGUGUAGGCAAUUUGGUUUCGCUUCUUUACCAUUUUGAAAAUGUAAACAGAGGAGGCGCCAGCCUGUGUUAACUUCGCCUAACUUAGCACGAAAGCACAACUUUGUUUGACCGCAGUGAGCACAUCCACCAAAAAUAUAUCGGAGCAGCCUGUAGGAGGAACUUGAGAAGCACGCGAUAGCGCUAGCACCAGCAGCGUGGCAAUGGCUUGACUGUCAGCAACUUUUUUAGGAUUCAGCGGACUGAGACCACAACAACAAAGGGCAACGGCCUCGCGCAUUCGCUUGGUUGUAAGUUUCUUCUCCCCUGUUCACUUUGUUGGGAGCUUUGAAUUGGCGGACGAGGGGCAGCAGCGUUCCCCUGGUUGUGAGUCUCAGUCUCAGUCCUAACCUCAAGAGGGACGCGGAAAAUGUCCACAAGACGGCGAGGGGGAAAAGCUCCUUCGGCAGAAGUUUACAGGGCUUGGCAAAAAAUGCGGCAGAAAGUCCAAGAGGAAGGGGCGGCAAAAGUGUGCUUGGUGGCAGAAAAUGCGGCAGAAAGUCCAAGAGGGGGGCGGAAAAUGUUCCCGAUUGUCAGAAAAUGCGGCAGAAAGUCCAAGAGGGGGGUGGAAAGUGUUCCCGGGUGGCAGAAAGUCACGGAGGGGGGUGGAAGAUGUUCCAUCCAGGGUAGGCAGAAAACGCGGCAGAAAGUCACAGAGGGGGGCGGAAAAUGUUCCCGAGGAGGUGGCAAACCUGGCAGAAAAUCAACCCGGGGGGCGGAAAGUAUUCCCCAGGCAGAAAACCUGGCAGAAAAUCAACAAAGGGGGGCGGCAGAAUGUUCCUGAGGCGGCAAACCUGGCAGGAAAUCACUCAGGGGGGUAGAAAGUGUUCCCGAGGCAGCAAACCUGGCAGAAAGUCAACCAAGGGGGUGGAAAAUGUUCCCCAGGCGGCAAACCUGAAAGAAAGUCGAUCAAAGGGGUGGAACCACAGGGACCACACAGGGACCACACGAACCACAGGAACCACGCACAGGAGGCCCCAGCAGGAGCAGGACCCGCCUGGCGAUCGCUUGGCCCCAGAUCAUAUCCGCACUAGAAACCCCGUAAAGCCCAGGGGGCCCCAUUCUCGAGCUUAAGGGGGGGAGGGCUGUCUGCCGCGUAUGUUGGUUCGCGCCGGUUGUGUUCUUUCAUAUAUUGGGUCGUCGGGUUUUGCAGGGUCUGCGCAGGGGUAGGGCUGUGGUGUCUGCACUUACGGGCAGCUUGUUGCUUGGGUGGUCGUGCUUUUGGAGGUGCGGCCGAUGGGUAUUGCGUAUGGCUGGCCAGGGGGUGGGUGUCGCUAGCAGUUUCGCGGGUGCUUCUGAGGUGGUUGCGCGCAGGAAAAUUGGCAGAAUUUUAGCGACGUUUUAAAGGAUUGGGGUGGCUGGGGUUGUCCCCCGUAAGAGUCAGCGAACGCCCCCCGCGGAUCGUCACGCGUCACGCCCCUAGCAUGACGCGUAUGAAUCUCGGGGGGAUUGGGUGUUUCUUCGCCGUGCGUGCUCUGGCGUGACGCGUAGGAAUCUCGUGGGGCUUGGGUGCUUUUUGACGGUGUGCGCUCUAGCGUGAAGCGUGGGAAUCUCAUCGGGGUCGGAUGUCUUUUCCGCGUGGGUUCUCUAGUGUGACGCAUGGGAAUCCAAUGCAGAUCAGGCGCCUCUUUGCCAGUGUGUAAGCGUGAAAGGGUUCGCCCUUGAGGGUCUUCAUGAUCGGAAAGGCUUCAGCCGGGUGCCCUUUAUUCAGAUUGAGGGCCCUCCCUUGGAGGUCCUCUCUCACGAUCAUCGGAAGGGCCUCAUCUGGGAGCCCUCUCAGAGUGCGGGUUCUCCCUUGAGCAAGGUCUUCUCUCAUGAUCGGAAGAGCUUCAUCGGAGGGCCCUUUCAGCGUGAGGGUUCUCCCUUGAGGGUCCUCAUGAUCGGAAAGACUUCAGCGGAGUGCCCUCUAUUCAGAUUGAGGGCUCUCCCUUGAAGGUCUUCACGAUCGGAGGGGCUUCAUCUGGGAGCCCUCUCAGAGUGAGGGUUCUCCCUUGAGGGUCCUCUCUCAUGAUCGGAGAGUCUUCAUCUGGGAGCCCUCUCAGAGUGAGGGCGCUCCCUGGAGGGUCCUCAUCCAUGAUCGGAAAGACUUCGGCCGGGUGUCCUCUAUUCAGAUUGAGGGCCCUCCCUUGACGGUCCUCAUGAUCGGAAGGACUUCAUCUGAGAGCCCUCACAGAGUGAGUGCUCUCCAUUGAAGAUCCUCGCCCAUGAUCGGACGAGCUUCAUCUGGGGGCCUUUUCAGCGUGAGGAUUCUCCCUUGAGGGUCCUCAUGAUCGGGAAGGCUUCAGCCGGGUGCCCUCUAUUCAGAUUGUGGGCUCCCCCUUGAAGGUCCUCACGAUCGGAAGGACUUCAUCUGGGAGCCCUCUCAGAGGGAGGGUUCUCCCUUGGGGGUCCUCUCUCAUGAUCGGAGAGACUUCAUCGGGGAGCCCUCUCAGAGUGAGGGCUCUCCGUUGAGGGCCCUCAUGAUCGGAAAGACUUCAGCCCGGUGUCCUCUAUUCAGAUUAAGGGCCCUCCCUUGAAGGUCCUCACGAUCGGAAGGACUUCAUCUGGGAGCCCUCUCAGAGUGAGGGCUCCCCCUUGAAGGUCCUCUCUCAUGAUCGGAAGAGCUUCACCCGGGGGCCCUCUCAGAGUGAGGGUUCUCCCUUGAGGGUCCGCAUGAUCGGAAAGACUUCCGCUUGGUGUCCUCUAUUCAGAUUGAUGGCCCUCCCUUGAAGGUCCUCACGAUCGGAAGGACUUCAUCUGGGAGCCCUCUCAGCGUGAGGGCUCUCCCUUGCAGGUCCUCUCCCAUGGUCGGAGGCGCUUCAUCGGCGGGCCCUCUCAGAGUGAGGGUUCUCCCUUGAGGGUCCUCAUGAUCGGAAGGGCUUCAGCUGAGGGCCCGAAGGUCCUCACGAUCUGAAGACGGGGCCUUCAUCUGCCGGCCCUUUCCUGAGCGUCACGCGAAAAGCGUGGCGCCUUGUCUCUAGUAAGUCUGUAGGGUGCAUGCAACAAAAGCGUCACGCUAUUCGCGUGACGCUCGAACCAAGAUGGGGCAAGCUCUCAGUAGUAUACCGGGGGGGAAGGCGUGACGUCAUAUGUAGGACCGCGGGGGGCGUUCGCUGACCCUUACGGGUGUCCCCCUGCCCUCCUUUAUGGUAAUGAAAAUGAACAAGAGCAGGAAGCCCCGGGGGAUCUUGAUCAAGGAAGUUCAGAACAACAGAAGAAGGCCGAGAGGGUGAACCACUGAGGUCAGGCACAUGACUGACGAGCAGCAACAACAUGCAUGCGCUCGUGCGGGUUUCAUUUUUCUACUGAAGUAGUUCGGGUAUACAGUUUAUGGCGCCAGCGCCACAAAGUGGGCCAGCUUCUCAGCUUUAUAGUUUCUACCUAAUCAUUGGGUACAUCAAGCCAAGUCAAGCUUUAUAGUUUCCGCGUUCAUCAACAACAAGCCACCCCAGAAUGAAUGGCCCUACCCGAUAGUUUCGGUGAUCUGCGUUUCGCACGUCCGAAUGAUCCGGGGGCAGCGCUUUGCGCAGGAUGAAGUAAUCUUUGAGCGACGAAGUAAGAUUGGCGGAUACAGAAGGUCGGGGGACUGGGACCCAUCCUCCAGGCGCCGAACAUGGUGGUGGCGAUGGAGAUCAGGAAUUAUGGCAUUUGAGGAAAGCUUUUCGUUUUCAUCUAUGCUACUUUUUCUUCUUCUACCUUUCCCCUUCACCACGCUCAAACCUGCGCUUUCUAGUCUCCACACUUCGCUUUGGGGCGGAGGCUUGCGCUGGUACUUAUCAUCAGCAUAGCGGGUUGUAUGUGGCCUCAGCAUUCACACCCACUGUCCGCCUAGUGCGCUGGUCUGGUGAAGUCCUGGCCUUCGCGCAAAGUGCUUGUGCUCUCUAAAAAAAUGCAAAGAACUACUGUAACCCUACGGAGAGGCACGGAGCUCGAGCUCCCGAGCUUCAAACUCUAUCCUCGUGCUCAGGUUGACACACCGAGUACGACCAGCGACUCUGCCUUCACAGAUCUUCAUCCAGUAGAACUAGCUGCAUCCGAGUGGGUUUGGCAUGGUGUUGCAGCCACUGGCUUCACCUUGUUCAUACUAGUGUUAAUUUACUUCUUCUUCUAUCGGUACGCAGCGGCUGCUGCUGCUGCUGCUACACCUCCUCGCGGCGCAGGUAGCGCCGUUGCUGGUAGUUCUCUCGAAAACGGUGCAGGAGAUCAUGACGAGCAGCAUCACAACAAGAACUACGGCUCGACAAGUUCGAAGGACAACCCUUUCUUGUUCUACUUCGAACGUGCGGAUGAUGAUCAUCAUUCUCGCAGCGACGCUGAGCAUGAGUCCUCGUCUACUGCAUCAAGAAGCAACGAGACCACCGCUGACCACGAAGGCGCAGCGCGAUUAUCUGCAGUGAAGAAGCGCGCGUGUCACGCUAAGAACCUCAAGAAGCUCGCAGCUGACAGCAGUAAGGACGAGCUUAGUGUCGAUGAUGAUCAGCCAGAUUUGACGUUUGGCAGAAAUGAUGCUUCUUCUUCAGUAGUAGGUGCAGAGAUUCGAGAAUGCCAGUCAGCAGCCAGGCCCAGGCAGCGAGUACUGCCGAGUCGAACGCUGGAGGAGGCUGGUAGCGAGACGUUUUGAAAACUCCAUGAGGUGAGAGGUUGGAAUGUUUCUUCCACAUCUGGACUUCAUCUGUGGACUGCUGGUGACAGCAGAUGUAAGUCUAUGCGCGACCGCUGUUCCUGAUGUCUGAAGGACCAUGGAGACAUUGACAUAAGUACGUUUUUUCCACCAAGAACCCUAUUCAUGUUGUACAGGGAUCCACGGUUUCACAUACUUGAUGAGACAACUGAAGAUAUUCUAUAUGCUCUCUGAUUGUAUAGAAAUAGAUACUAUGAACCUAGGAGAUAAUUUCUACGACGUCGUCAACUCACUCAUGUACUUUCUAGACAAACCAAAAACAAAAGGUGAGCAGCUUGUGCUGUGGAGGAGGCGCUGAAACUGCCUCAAAACCGCUCGGCUUACCAGUUUUUUCUUUUAAGCCCACGUGUUCACAGACGAUCCUGGACAUGUUUAGAUGAAAAGCUAACUGCGAUGCUCAUCAUGCAUCAUGUUGGGGCCGUAAUGUCUAGAAGCUUCGUGAUCUUGAUCAACGCAGCGAGAGCACUGACGGUGUUACGAAUGAUCUAAAUCUUACAGAUAUCAUCCUGGUGCUGAAUAAGUGUACGAGCAAGCUGCAACUGUUGGUCUUGGUAUCUAAUGAAUAAAUAUAACGAUAAGUAUUCAGGAAAACGCGACACUAAGAGUUUAUGAUAACUGCGAACCCUUCAUAAAUCUAAAAGAUCUAAAAAAAAUGCAGUCAACGUAUGCGAUGUUGACACUCUCGCUACCGUGAUCAGGAAAAUGCGGGACUCGGAACGCAUGUGCAGGAAGACAUUCCUUGAUGUCUUUGUAGAAAAUGAUCUUCGCAGCAGCACUCAAGUCCUCUUUAUUAGGACCACUCAUCCGCGGCGAGCGUCAACAGUCACAUGCGCUUAGUCGUGCACCAUGAUGUGCAAAAGGUUUAGCAGCUUUCGGCCACCCGGCUUCAUUCCUGCGCAGCAGAGGAGGAGAAAAUAUGUGCCUCGCGUCAUACAACCUGAUCGUGGUGGUUUGGCACUUUCCCAGCGCACGGCAUCAGUGCUAAACCGGCAACUUUUUCAGCUGUGGUCCGACAUUGAGAUUCUUGGUCUCUUCAUCUGGUUACAGGAGGUGGUUCUUUGGCUUGAUGUUGGUUCGAGCGGAGGAUGACUCCCGUAUGGGAGGUGCGGCCACGCGCAGAUCCCUUUCAUCGUUCCACAGCAGCACCUUAGGGUCGUUAGCGAGCUCUUUUAGCGUCUUGAGCUGUGCAGCCAUUGUACUCUGCGAGCGGACCCCUUCCUCUGCCUCUCAUCUACUUGCUUGGAGGAGCGUCCCCAGGAAGCAAAAGCAUCGCGAGGUGGCAAGCCUGAGCUUGUUGGAAAAUGGUAAUGGAUAUCGAUUUGAAAGAAGCGAAAGCGAUUUAGAUUUUUUUGAGAGAAACGCUUUUUCCACAAGACUACGAAAUACUGGUAUAUGUAUCUAUAUGUAGCUCCUGUUGAUGAAACCAAACAUCUCAUACGACCACCUUCAGUCACUUUUUAAUGAUAUUUUGAUAUGCAAUUCUAAAUAAUCUAAAGAAAAAAUCCCAAAGGCUAAAUUUGCGACCGACGUCGAGCGGACUGCGCACCUUGACAGCAAGAUGCUUCAAGUAUCUUGUCAAACAUUCGGCGUCGAGCGGACGACCUCGGUACACUGCUUGAAGUAUCUUGUCAAGCAUUCGACGGCGAAUGGACUGCGUAGUAUCUUCUCAAGCGCCUGCUCCGCCCGACGAAACCUCUGCUUUUAGGUUGGAACGGAGCAGCUGCUAUGUAGCAUUAGCCGAGCAGAAUGACGGAAACUGUAAAUGGUAUUUUCGAAGAUAGGAUAGAAGACUUGCUUAGUUAUUGGGAGUGAAGUUCUGUUAUCUGUUCUUUCUUCACCAUGUGAGAUGAUACUGAAGACAUGCAUCUUGAUGAUACCUUUCUAAAUAAUCUAAAAAAUCUAAAGACAAGCAGGUCUAAAGACGAAGAGACUGGGCAUCUCGAGACCAUCCUCGUCUGUAAGAAGAAGUGUGUCUUUCUCAGGUUGAAGCUCAUUGAGCGAAAGUCGCUACGUUCUCCGCAGACUCACGCACGGUGGCUGGUUUCGCAUAGAGCUCACACGUGGUCGGUCCUCUCUUCGUCAGGAGAGACUCUUCUGCGGAGUCUACACUACAGCAUGCAGGAAAUCUCUUGUGCCAGCACGUAUCGAAGUGCGACUUGUGAAGUGCUGAGAAUACAACUAGGCGUGACGAAACCUGAUGAUGAUCCGGAUUUUAGCAAUGUUCGAACUGGAGUCCGAUUUUGAAGCAGACAAGUCGUUGUCACGAAGGAUUCCAAGUAAUAGUAAAAGGCCUCAAAAACGUUCGGCUUCGAAUAACGUAAAACGAGGUUCCAUGACAUGACAUGAAGAUCGGAAGUCAGCGCUAUAUUACGUUCCGUGGCGCCCGUUGCAUCUCACGGUCGAGACGAGAAUAACGAACUGCGAAGAACCAGCGUCAAGCUGUAUCUCGAUUUUACAAUUUGAGAUGGUCAACAUCCUGAUAUCGUUUAGAUUUUCGGAAUACAGAAGAUAGCGGAGAGCGAGCAUACGACGCAUCCAUAGGAUGAGAAGGGAGGGAAGCGAUCGACUGCGAUCGUGACGCCCCUUCGCGGGUUCGUUUUGCGGACACUCUUUUGUUGAUAUUUUUGAUGACCGCAAUCUUCGUGCCGUGCAGAUGGAGUACUAGUACGAGACUUUCAUUCUGGCGACAUAGAAUACGAAUAGAGACGCGACGUGUGCAUAGUGCAUUGCGGAUUAUAAUUGGCCACGCAGAAUGAACAAGAAUAAUGAAAUGUAAAAUGUAUGGCCAAAGCGUCGGCGAUUGUGAUCUAUUCCAAUUUUUUCUAAAAAUUCUAAAUUUUCUAAAAGCUUUGCUAAACUAGCAAGAGGAU